This is a messenger RNA of Gastrolobium bilobum, 2373 nucleotides long. Its product is annotated as chloride channel protein CLC-b-like. Bases 1 to 2373 code for a protein of 790 amino acids. Gene Ontology annotation, biological process: transmembrane transport; chloride transport. The record is from RefSeq and is a predicted model, not a curated record. Gene Ontology annotation, cellular component: plant-type vacuole membrane; intracellular membrane-bounded organelle. NCBI's taxonomy places the organism in Eukaryota, Viridiplantae, Streptophyta, Magnoliopsida, Fabales, Fabaceae. Gene Ontology annotation, molecular function: voltage-gated chloride channel activity; nitrate:proton symporter activity. The transcript is spliced from 6 exons.
AUGGGGGAGGAAUCUAGACUUCUUAAAGAAAGCACAACAAUAGAUGACAACAUGGAGGAAGAAGUUGAAGGAGUUGAAGAAAGAGACCCAGAAAACAAUCCACUUAAUGAGCCACUUCUCAAGAGGAACAGGACUUUAUCUUCCAAUCCACUUGCUCUUGUUGGAGCAAAAGUUUCAUACAUAGAAAGCUUGGACUAUGAGAUCAAUGAGAAUGAUCUAUUCAAGCAAGAUUGGAGGAGUAGAUCAAGAGCUCAAGUGUCUCAAUACAUAUUCUUGAAAUGGUCUCUUGCAUUCCUUGUUGGACUUUUUACUGGUAUUAUAGCCACUCUUAUCAACCUUGCUGUUGAGAACAUUGCAGGGUACAAGCUUCUCACUGUUGUUAGUUACAUCCAGACAGAAAGGUACUUGUCAGGUUUCCUAUAUUUCACGGGCAUGAAUUUCCUUUUGACAUUUGUUGCUGCUAUGCUGUGUGUGUGUUUUGCACCAACUGCUGCUGGUCCUGGAAUACCUGAAAUCAAAGCUUAUCUUAAUGGUGUUGAUACUCCCAACAUGUAUGGUGCUACAACAUUGUUUGUCAAGAUAAUUGGAAGCAUUGGAGCUGUAUCAGCAGGCCUAGAUUUAGGAAAAGAAGGGCCAUUGGUACAUAUAGGAAGCUGCAUUGCAUCAUUACUAGGCCAAGGAGGACCUGACAAUUACAGGAUCAAAUGGGGGUGGCUGAGAUAUUUCAACAAUGAUAGAGACCGUCGUGAUCUCAUUACAUGUGGUGCUUCUUCAGGUGUUUGUGCAGCUUUCAGGGCCCCUGUGGGUGGAGUUCUCUUUGCUCUUGAAGAGGUUGCAACUUGGUGGAGAAGUGCUCUCCUUUGGAGAACAUUUUGUAGCACAGCUGUGGUUGUGGUUGUGCUAAGGGCCUUCAUUGAACUAUGUCAUGAAGGGAAAUGUGGUCUUUUUGGUGAAGGAGGGUUGAUCAUGUAUGAUGUGAGCAAUGUCACUGUUAGUUACCAUGUUAUGGAUAUCAUCCCUGUUGCAAUCAUUGGAAUCAUUGGUGGUGUAUUGGGAAGCCUUUACAACUAUCUUCUCCACAAGGUCCUUCGUCUCUACAAUCUCAUCAAUCAGAAAGGAAAAAUAUAUAAGCUCCUCCUCAGUCUUGCAGUUUCACUCUUCACAUCAGUGUGCCAAUAUGGUCUACCAUUCCUAGCAAAAUGCAAACCUUGUGAUUCAUCACUUCCUGAGUCUGUCUGCCCCACAAAUGGGAGGUCUGGAAAUUACAAACAAUUCAACUGUCCAAAUGGCUACUACAAUGAUCUUGCUACUCUACUCCUUACAACUAAUGAUGAUGCUGUUAGAAACAUAUUCUCAACCAACACUACUCAUGAAUUCCAAGCCUCCUCCAUCCUAAUUUUCUUUGUACUCUAUUGCAUAUUAGGACUAAUUACCUUUGGAAUUGCUGUGCCGUCUGGUCUCUUUCUCCCAAUCAUACUCAUGGGUUCAGGUUAUGGCAGGCUUCUUGGCAUCAUCAUGGGACCUCAUACAAACAUUGACAAAGGGUUGUUUGCAGUUCUUGGUGCAGCCUCCCUCAUGGCUGGAUCUAUGAGAAUGACUGUGUCCCUCUGUGUGAUAUUUCUUGAACUAACCAACAACCUUCUCCUACUACCAAUAACAAUGAUUGUUCUCCUAAUAGCCAAAACUGUUGGAGACAGCUUCAACCCAAGUAUCUAUGAGAUCAUACUACACUUAAAAGGCCUUCCUUUCUUGGAUGCAAACCCUGAACCAUGGAUGAGAAACAUCACAGUGGGAGAGCUUCUUGAUGUAAAGCCAGCAGUGGUUACCCUUCAAGGAGUAGAAAAGGUAGAAAAUAUAGUCAAUGCCUUGAAAGACACUACACAUAAUGGUUUUCCUGUCAUGGAUGAUGGGGUAGUGCCACCAACAGGACUAGCCAAUGGGAUGAAAGAACUGCAUGGAGUGAUUCUAAGAGCACACCUCAUCCAAGUGCUGAAGAAAAAGUGGUUCUUGAAAGAGAGAAGGAGAACUGAGGAAUGGGAAGUGAGAGAGAAAUUCACUUGGGUAGAGCUGGCUGAGAGAGAAGGGAAUAUUGAAGAGGUGGCAGUGACAAGAGAAGAAAUGGAGAUGUUUGUUGAUUUACAUCCUCUCACCAAUACAACUCCAUUUACAGUACUAGAGAGCAUAUCAGUAGCAAAAGCAAUGAUCCUCUUCAGGCAAGUAGGACUUCGCCAUAUGCUUGUUGUACCCAAGUAUCAAGCAUCUGGGGUAUCUCCUGUAAUUGGGAUCUUGACAAGGCAAGAUCUAUUGGCCUACAACAUUCUGCAAGUCUUUCCUCACCUGGCAAAAUCUAAGGAUAGAGAAAAGUGGAAUUGA